Molecule: messenger RNA, 1562 nt
Organism: Cydia fagiglandana
Lineage: Eukaryota; Metazoa; Arthropoda; Insecta; Lepidoptera; Tortricidae
Product: solute carrier family 22 member 1-like
Exons: 3
Coding region: 87-1538 (483 amino acids)
Biological process (GO): transmembrane transport
Cellular component (GO): membrane
Molecular function (GO): transmembrane transporter activity
Source: RefSeq, a predicted model, not a curated record
UGGCGGAACAUUUUAGUUUCAAUUUGUUAAAAAAUUGUUUAAUAUUUAUAUUGUUUAGAACGUCAGCAUUCAUUUGACUAGCAGUGAUGUCGAUCUUCAGUUAUAUUUUCAGAACCGCAGCUUCGAAUCCGAUCGAGGCACGAUUUAAUGUUAUCACGAAAUACCAAUUAGUGAUUUACUUUGUAGUAUUUAUAAGCAAAAUUCCAGCAAUAUGGCACAUACUCAACCUGAUGAUUUUAAAUCCUGCUAUGACGUACACAUGUGGUGGAGACACAGCAAGAGUACGGCUUGUGGACGCGGAUGUGUGUCCAUGCAGCAACCCUACAUGGGACAAAAGCGUGUUCACGGAGACCGUACAGACUAGAUUUGGGUUGAUUUGUGAGAGGAAAAAAGAAAUCAGCCUAUCGGAGACAUGUGCAUAUGGUGGAAUGUUGAUCGGAGCUUUCUUGUUCGGACUAUUAUCUGACAGAUUUGGUCGUCUUAUGACGUUCAGCGUAAGCUUCAUUCUCACCGGACUGGCUGGAGUUGCUGUCAGCCAGUCACCAAGCAUGAUAGCGUUCUUUAUCUUCAGAUUCUUCGAAGGCGUCGGUGCCGGUGGCAACAUCGUCACCAGCUUUGUACUCUUAAUAGAAUACGCUGGAUCGAAAUAUCGAGAAACUCUCACAGCGUUGUAUCAUGUACCUAUUAAUUUAGGUCAUCUAUUAAUGGCCGGAGUUUCGUAUGGACUGAGAAACGCUUUUCAAUUUCAACUAGCCAUUUCUAUUCCCAUGUUCUUGUUUGGAUUUGCUGUUUUCUUUUUAAACGAAUCACCGUUGUGGCUGCUAACUAGAAAUUAUAAAGAAAGAACUGUGAAGGCGAUGCAGUCAAUAGCGAAGUUCAAUAAGAAGCCAGACAGUAGUAUCAGCGCAGAUAUCGAUGCAUACUACUACAGUACCCGAGGCACUCGGCACGAGAAAAUUCAACUCUACCACAUAUUCAAAUAUAGAAGACCUACCAUCAACCUAUUAUGUAUGGCUUAUAUGUACCUCGUUUGUGGCAUGGGAUACUACGGCGUUUCACAGUAUAUAUCCAAGAUGAGCGGUAAAAUCCAUUUGAACAUAGCAAUUUCUGCUCUUCUAGUGAUGCCGGGUACUUUUGUUAGUGUAUUCCUGCUCAACAAAAUUGGUAGGAAACCUUUUCUUAUGUCUACUAUUUUAUUGGCUGGCGUAUUUAUGUUAGUUACUGUAUUAGUGCCUAGUAACUUUGAGCCGGCGUGGCUAAAAGUGAUUUUUGCAUGCAUUUCAAAUUGUUUCUUUUUCAUGGCCUUUAUUGUGGUUUUUCUUUAUGGGGUGGAACUAUUCCCGACUCAGAUACGAAAUUCGGCGCUUGGUGUUUUGUCACUAUUGUCCAGGGCCGGUAUGAUGAUUGCUCCGCAGAUCAAUAACCUGAAUCCGACUGUAGCGGGGUAUGUGUUCGCGGCACUGGCUCUAAUAGGCGGUGUCUUAACUAUUUGUUUACCUGAGACUAAGAACCGGGAGCUGCCGUCCACUUUGCAAUAAGGAAGCUGAAUCGAGAGGAGAAAU